Mauremys mutica (yellowpond turtle) is the source of this 387-nucleotide messenger RNA. It is a transcript of the gene UTS2B, whose product is annotated as urotensin 2B. The record is from RefSeq and is a predicted model, not a curated record. Bases 1 to 387 code for a protein of 128 amino acids. The transcript is spliced from 5 exons. Lineage: Eukaryota; Metazoa; Chordata; Testudines; Geoemydidae.
AUGGACAAAAUCUGUUCGAUCCAGCUCUGCCUUGGGCUCCUAACUGUUUUCUCUAUAAUGCUGUUGAUACCGUCUGCACAUGGAAAACCUCUUGCACUACAAGAAAACCAAGGGUUUCCGGAGAGAGGAGACACCAAUCACCAAGAUGUCCUGCUGACGCUGCUGCUUAACAAAAACCUCGGCUGGAGGCAACCAGCGAAUAGCAACUUGGAGCUGGCAAAGAAAUUUGAAGAACUUGAACAGCUGGAGAAGUUAAAGGAGCAGCUUGUGGCUGGGGAAGGCUCUGAGGAGGCCUAUGCCGAGGCGGGCCUGCUGCCAUCACACCCUGACAAACGCGUGCGUGACUCACUGCUGUGGCGCCUCCUGCUGGUCGUCUCUGCGAAUUAG